Molecule: messenger RNA, 2629 nt
Organism: Physcomitrium patens
Lineage: Eukaryota; Viridiplantae; Streptophyta; Bryopsida; Funariales; Funariaceae
Source: RefSeq, a predicted model, not a curated record
GCAAACUUACAUACGAAAUCAAAAGAGAAAUGUAUGCAUCGUGGAGAUCCCUCACAUGAAAUCUUGACUUUAGGGAACCACGACUCUCACUACAAAGUUUUGCUUGGAAUGUAAGACUAAAAGAUGCGCCGCUGAUGUGGAAUCCUUUUGCGCAGAUGCACGUUGUGCCACUUUUUUCUCCUCAUUCAUCACUCUUCAUUGACGAUCCGAGGUCUCAGGAGAGAUCAACAAGAGGGUGUUCAUGUCGGGUAUUCGUAAGGAACUCUCCUGCACAUCGGCAAUCUUUCUAUGUGGCAGCGAUCGUAUCAUCUAUGUCGCUUGAUCCUGAGAGUAUACCGCUUGUUUCGAACUACCUGAACAGAAUUUGUGAUGUUACAGGGAUACGCCCACGAGCCACAUGACAUUCUCGAGAAAAAUUGAGAGAUUUUUAGCAGAGGACCCAUCACCUGCAACGACGGUAAUGCGGCUGUCAACCAGGAGUCUGAUACUGAUUUGUAGCAUCACCUUUGCAGCUUUUCUUGUCUCUACAGCGGUUGCUAUCUUCUUCUGCAGAUACACGAGAAGGAAAUUCCUUUCGAACGUUUCAAGCGAAGGUAAGGCAGUUACAUUGGAGCAUCUCAAGGGGCCCCGUACAUUCACUUACAAGGAGCUUAGGAAGGCAACCAGGAACUUCGAUGAGACCAUGAUCCUAGGAAGCGGUGGAUCUGGGGCAGUGUACAAGGGCAUCCUCUCGCCGUCAGGUAUAGUGAUUGCUGUGAAGCGUCCCAGACACAAGUCGGGAUCGGGAGAGAAAGCAUUUGUAGCAGAAGCAUCUAGCGUGAGCCAAAUUCGUCACCGAAACUUGUUGCAGUUGUUGGGUUGGUGUCAGGAGGAGAACAAUUAUCUGCUCGUUUAUGAGUACAUGAGCAACGGCAGCCUCGAUGGGUGGUUGUUUCCCGGUCGUCGUCGACACCCGAACGGCCCCAAUUACAAAAGGUCCGGCGUACUCCCUUGGGAAUUGCGUUCUUCCAUCCUCGCCGGCGUUGCUGCAGCCCUGGAUUACCUCCACGAAGACUGGGUGCAAUGUGUUCUCCAUCGCGACAUUAAGUCCAGCAACGUGAUGCUGGAUGCUGACUUUAACCCCCACUUGGGAGACUUCGGGCUCGCACGUCUGAUGGACCACGAAAAGUUGGGGGAGACCACUUUGGUGGCAGGUACACUGGGAUACAUGGCGCCGGAGAUACCCUUCACGGGCAAAGCAACCAAGGAGUCGGACGUUUACAGUUUCGGGAUAUUGGUAUUGGAAGUUGUGUGCGGCAGGAGGCCGUUGAAUUUGCAGGCUGAGGGUCCCGAUGAGGAAUUCGUCUUGCUGCAAAGCGUGUGGAGGGCGCAUGAAGCCGGAGACAUCCUGAGAGCUGUGGACAUGAGACUCCUUAAGAGGUCCGAAAGUUCCACAGAUACAACCACUCAGGAGAGUCUAGACACACAGAAAGUUGAUACUCUCAAAUCCGCGGAUGAGUGCAAAAUGGCUCAUCUCUUGCAUUUAGGCCUCCUAUGCUGCUUGCCGAAUCCGGAGGCACGCCCUUCGAUGCGAUUGGUAAGGCAGGUGAUCAUGGACCUGCAGUCUACCGCACCCGAAGAUACAACCAAAUUGUCGACUCCCUAUUUGCUACCAGCCUUGCCGCUGAGUAGGCCCUCGGGGUGCUACUCGCUCAUACGACUUGACCGGCUUUCCUCCACAUCGACGUCUGUGUGUAGCGAGGCGCCGCUGAAAUCGCUUUAAAACCAACCAGGGUUUUGCCAGUUUAAGGACGAGAUAGACCACAUGAAAGCAAGUGAGUUAGUUCAAUCCUGUCUAGAUGAUGCCUACAUGCUGAUGAUUGCUUGGAUUGUGAAAUUUGAGGGCGGAAUCCAAAACUCAAUCACAGUUUAUAGUUUCAACGAAGUUUAGUUCUUUCGAGACCAACACCUUUUGAUCGUCAAAACUUCGGGACAUUACUCUUCAUUCGCAACGAAAAGUAUCCACCGUGAGCUUUCUUAACGUACAUGAAACCAACGUGUAGACCGUUUCAUCCAGAGCUCUUUUGCCUUCUAUCUGCUCAUUCCGCCCGGAAAAGGGGGGGGGGUGUGGGGAACCAAACAAACAAAAAGAAAAGAAAAAAAAUGAAAAAAAAAAAUGAUGUAGAAAAAAAUAGAGAGAGCGAGUGAGUGAGUGAGUGAGAAAACCAACCCAAACGAGUGGUUUUAUUGAGUGAUGUCAGCGCAUUUGUAAACGAUGGCGUUGGACCUCCGACGCUCAAACUUAUGAAUCCAAGCUGCGACAGAGUCUCAGAAACUUGCAGAACCCAUAAGAAUUUGACUCUGAAAAAACUGUGACGAAGAGUUGCUGUUUCUUAAGUACAAAAUGUGUGUAACUCUCUAACGCAAUCUACAUGGUGAGGAGUGGUGAGAUUGUUUCUGUGACCUUGAUCAGAACUUCGGCGAUGAUCAAUGACACCCACACCGAGGUCAGACACGAGAUUUCUCGCACAUGAGGAUGAUGGAAUGCCUCCAGACAUCUAGAAUUUCUAGACUAAGAAAAAUAAACAAAUCAUGUGUCUACAAUGGAUUAAACACGGUUUUAACCACUAAUUCAUUCUUUUUGAAAGUG